AUGUCUGCACUAAAUCAGUUUGAACACCUCAGAAUACCACUAGAAGAUAUAAGAUCAGCAACCAACGACUUUUCUGAAGUCAAUUGCAUCGGAGCAGGAGGCUUCGGUAAACUGUACAAGGGAGUACUUUUCCUUUCGGGGGAGCCUAUUACAGUUGCUGCAAACCAUUUAGAUCGUACAUCGGGGCAAGGAGACGCCGAGUUUUGGAUGGAAGUCACGAUGCUUUCAUCUUACAAACAUAAAAAUAUUGUCUCCCUCUUGGGGUUUUGUGAUGAGAAAGGUGAGAAGAUCCUAGUAUAUGAGUAUGCUUCUAACAACAGUCUCGACUUGCAUCUUGAUAGCAAAGAUCUAACCUGGGUUCGACGCCUUAGAAUAUGCAUCGGGGCAGCUCGCGGACUGGAGUACCUUCAUUACUCUGUUGGGGCCCAACAUAGAGUACUACAUCGUGAUAUAAAAAGUUCGAAUAUCCUAUUAGAUGAAGACUGGAAUGGCAAGAUCGCAGGUUUAGGUCUAUCAAUAAUUAGUCCGGCUAAUAUACCAAACACCUUUCUUAUAACCAAUAGCAUUGGCACGUAUGGGUAUACUGAUCCUGAAUAUAUGAAGACCGGGGUACUAACAAAAGAGUCAGACGUUUACUCUUUUGGUGUGGUGUUGUUUGAAGUUUUAUGUGGGAGGUUAUGCUACCAGAUCAAUGAUAAACCUCGACAAUCACUUACCAAACUGGUAAAACAGUAUUACAAACAGAACAAGCUGAAUGAAAUUAUUUGGAUUGGUAUAAAGGAUGAAAUAAACCCUGCUUCUUUGAAGGCCUUUGCAACAAUUGCUUAUCAAUGUUUGAAAAGCAAACGAGAAGAGCGUCCAUUAAUGGCGGAUGUCUUGACUAAUCUUGAAAAUGCACUCACAUAUCAAAUAUAUGCUGAAGGGACCAAAAUAUCACUAAGAGAUAUACAGUUAGCUACCAACUACUUUGCUUCAAACAAAUGCAUUGGGGAAGGAGGAUUUGGAAAAGUUUACAUGGGAGAACUGUUACAUUCUGGUGGUCAUAUCAUGACCGUUGCUGUAAAACGUUUAAAUCCCACAAACGAGCACGGAAACCGUGGGUUUAAGAACGAGCGUAACCUUUCCCAAUACAGGAAUGGUAAUAUUGUCAACCUCUUGGGAUAUUGUGAUGAUGACAACGAGAAAAUACUCGUGUAUGAGUACGCAGCUAAGCGAAGUCUUGACUUUUAUCUAAACAACUAUGAUCUAAGAUGGGUUAGACGCCUUAAAAUAUGCAUUGGAGCAGCUAGCGGACUGGUGUACCUUCAUAAUCCUGAUGGUUACCAAGAAAGCGUAUGGCACCUCGAUAUUAAAAGUGGCAACAUCCUACUAGAUGAAAACUGGAAUGCCAAAAUCACAGAUUUUGGUCUAUCCAAGUUUAUUGUUGCUAACCAAGAAAAAAAAACUGUUAUAUCCGGUGCUGUAGGGACACCUGGUUAUUGUGAUCCAGUAUAUAUAGAGACAGGCUCACCAACAAAGGAGUCGGAUAUUUAUUCCUUUGGCGUGGUGUUGUUCGAAAUGUUGUGUGGGAGGUUGAAUACUCCUAAUAAAUAUGAACAUCGGUCUUUAGCAGAACUGACAAGAAAUUGUUACGAAAAGAGCGACCUAAGUGGAAUUAUCUUUGGUAAUAUAAAAGAUGAAAUAAGUCCUAGUUCGUUGAGAUCGUUUGUGACAAUUGCUUAUCGAUGUCUGAGGAGAGAUCGUGAAGAGCGUCCAUCCAUGAAAGAGAUCCUGACAACACUUGAAAUUGCACUCGAAUGUCAAGUUGCACCUCUGAAUCUUACACCACCACCAACUCCAAGUUCAAAGAGCAACAAUGAGUAUCAAAGAUCCUUGAAGCCCCUGCUUUGGGAAACAACCCGAGCAACUGUAGGAAGUUUAUGGGACGUGUCACAUAAACAUGGAUCAAGGGUUCCUGAAAUGGAUAUUAGUGAGCUUGAUAUGUUGUUUUCCAAAUACAAGGAUAGCGCUCAGCCAGGUUACAAGACGCCUAAACUAGAAAACCUUUUUUGGGUUCAUCCGGACAGAGCAAGUAGUUGCAGAAUUAUGCUUCAAGACAUAAAGCUUCCUAUAGCUGAUAUCAUAAAUGCCAUCCUUGCGUUAGAUUCUUCCGAUGUGAAUGUCGAUCAAGUUUAUGAUCUUAAUGAAUUUUGUCCAACAAAUGAAGAAAUGGAGAUGCUAUCGAACUAUGCGGGAGACAAGGAAAUACUUGGAGAGUGUGAACAGUUCUUCUUGGAGUGUGCAAAGAUCCCAAGGAUGAAUUCAAAACUACAAGUAUUUGCAUUUGCAAUUACUUUUAGCCGCAGGGUUAACAAUUUUAGAGACACCCUAAAUAUUAUCAAAGAUGUUAAUAAAGAGAUCAAGGAAUCAACAAAGCUGGCUAAGAUAAUGCAAAUAAUUCUCAUGUUAGGGAACAAAUUAAAUGCAGGCAUAGCUCAAGGAUCUGCCGAAGGAUUCAAAUUAGGCAGCCUUGAGAGAUUGGGUUAUACAUGGGCAAGAGACAAGAACAUCACAUUAUUGCAUUUCUUAUGCAAGGUUAUUGCCGAGCAAACGCCUGAGUUGUUGUAUUUUUACAAUGAUAUGACUCACUUGCAAGAUGCAUAUUGGAUACAAAUUAAAGAUUUGUAUGACGAGAAGUCUGCAAUAAUCAAUAGUUUUCAGAAGGUUAAGCAGGAAUUCAGUUCUUCAGUCAGUGAUGGGAGCGUAUCUGCUAAAUUUCGAAAGGCCUUGAGGCCAUUUCUUGAUAGUGCUGAUGCAAAACUCCCAUCUUUGAUCUCCCUGUUUGAUGAAGUGUAUCUGGACAUAGAGUCACUUGUCAUAUAUUUUGGAGAGGAUCCAGAUUAUUAUUCAUGGAGACAAGUUAUAACUUCUCUAGUGAAUUUUAUCGAGUUGUUCAAGAAAGCACACAAUCAUAAUAAAAUGAAGGUUGAUGCUAGAAAGAUGAAAUUGGAGACAAAUGGUGAUGAAGAAUGAGGCAACAAUUAUAACUUCUACCAAAAGAAAGUCAUAACAUAGCAAUCAAUGCCUUACUUCUGUAACCCUUAAGCUAGUGCAAAGUGUUUAAGUUUUUUCGGAUUAAUAUAAAUAAGAUAGUAAGGUUUGACCAACAUGUGAAAUCAUUAAUAAAACCGUAAAUCUUUACACUCUUUAUGUUGUUUAUUCUCCUG
This is a messenger RNA of Lactuca saligna, 3206 nucleotides long. Lineage: Eukaryota; Viridiplantae; Streptophyta; Magnoliopsida; Asterales; Asteraceae. The record is from the annotation of a GenBank genome assembly.